AUGGAAGCUAAUGAUACAAUUUCUAAUCUUUCUGCUUCCGAUAAUGAGGUGAUGUCCUAUCUUAAAGAAAUUGCUUCUACUGAUAUACAAACUUUAGAUCUUGAAUUUUAUUUAAAAAAACUAACUCAUAUUAAUGAAAAUUUACGCUAUGAUGUUGGAUAUAAUGUUUAUGAAUUAUUGAUGAAUCGCCUUAUUGCUGAUGAAUCUCCAGAAGGAUUUCAUUUGAUGCGUUUGGCUCUUAAAGUUAUGAAUAUUACUUUGUCCAAUAAAAAUUAUGUUGUCAGUUCGGAUGAUAAAGUUGCAAGCAAUUUAAGUACUUUAUACACUAUUGAUGAUUCUUUUUUUAUUGAAUUAUUUCAAUUUGCCGAAAAUAGUAACAUUCAAUUGGUACGCGAAGCUUUAAAAAUGUUAUCUAAUCUUAUGACAUUCAAUAAACGUGAAGUUAGAGCUGCAAUCUUAAGAAUGAACAAAGGUUAUUUACUGAUAAGGAAAAACAGUGAUCCUGAUGAUAUUAUACAUGAUCAUGCCUGUCAAAUACUUUCUAAUAUUACACAUAAUGAUUCAAUUUUUGUUGAAUAUCUUUUUAACUGUGGUCUUUUUGCAUUUUGUUUAGAAUUAAUUAUAGAAUUAGAUUGUGAAGACCCAAUAGUUGGUAAUGCAUUUUAUCUUUUAGGAUGUUCAUUUAAAAAUAGUGCAUAUUGUUCACGUCUUUUUAUUAAUGAACUUACCUAUAAAAAUCAAUUAGCUGUUGCAGUAGCAAAAACAAUUGAUCCAUGUUUUUUUAAAAAUAAUGAUCAUUCUUUUACUCAAUGGACUCCAGAUAAAACAAGAAAUUGUUAUCAAGCAUUUUAUGCUAUUGAAAGUAUUCUUAUUCAUAAAAAUAGAUUAAGUAUAAAAAAUGAUGCACAAUUGGCAUUCCUUCAAACUGACCUGUUUUUUAACAUUGCUAAUUUUGCUUUCUUAAAUUGUACUGAUUUACCUGAAGAUAAUCUCAUCAAUAGAUCACGCUUUCUUAUUGCUCGUAUGAUGGAUAGUAAUUUUACCGCUCAAUCAUAUUUUAGUAAUAUGAAACAUUGUGACAUCAAUGAUAAAAAGUCAUCUUUCAUCAAUUCAACAAUAAACACAAUUGAAAAAUUUGAUACAGUCACUGAAAAUACAUUUGCCCUUUUAGAUGUUAUUGUUUCAUUUCAACAUGGAAAUGAAUUAUGUUUUGAUACAUGGUUUGGAACUCCUGAAGCAAAUUUUACUAAUGUUGCUAAACAUGAAGAAGAAAUAAGAAAAGUUAUUUUAGAUUUUCUUUUGGGAAGUGAUUCAUUUGAAAUUUGGGUAGCAACUGUUAUUUUAAAUAAUAUUCUUGUUGAAUGUCCUGAACGUUCUAAACAUCUUUGGAAUUAUGAAAUUAUUAAAGGUAAAAGAAAAGUACAAUUAUGGGAAGCUGUAAUAAUUCAAAUAAUGAAGAAUUCUGUUACUAUAGGUCCAGCAAAAACAGGACUACUUUCUUUUCUUUUUCUUGGAUUAAAUGCAAAUUUUGAUUGUAUGUCCAAAUUUUUAAAAAAAGAACCAUUUCUUAAAUUUCUUAGGGAUGAAUUUACUCAUUCAGUUGGUGAUGAAAAUUAUAAUCGCGUAAAUAAAGGUAUUGUUGCAAUGCUACUCACAAAUAUUUUUGCAAAUAAUCAAAAAAAAUCUGAAAAUGGAGAUAGUGAUCAUUUAUGGACAAUAAUUCAUGAUCAGUAUGGUUUACAAGAUCUUUAUAAUGCUAUAUAUGCUUUUACAAGCAUGCCUGAAUAUAUAUUUGCUUCCACUGAUGGUGAAUCUUAUACAAUGUAUCACAAUAAUGUUGUAAUGCUUGAUUAUACAUUUUGUCAAGUUAUUAAGAAAAAAGAGUUAUCAUUAUACAAAAUAUUAAAUAAUGAAGAACCAUGUUUAUUGGAUGCCACUACCAAAAAAAAUCCACAAUUAGAACCUUAUAUUGAAGCAUUAAAUAGGCAAGAUAUUAAAAUUUGUGAGCUUAUUUCUAAACUUGAUAAAUAUGAAACAUUGUUUGAUGAUCUUGUUACAAAAAUUGCAUCUAUUACAAAUCAAUGUAAUGUAACAUUAAUUAAAAAUCUAGUAAAUGAUGCAAAAAUAAAAGUCAAUGAAUCUUUUGAAACAUUUGAUGAACUUGAAAAUGAUGAACCAACUGAUAAUGAAACAAUUUAUAAACAGUCAUCUGUUAUUAAUACAAAUGAAAUUAAUAAACAAUCAAUUAUUUGA
This is a messenger RNA of Strongyloides ratti, 2253 nucleotides long. Its product is annotated as Armadillo-like helical domain and Armadillo-type fold domain-containing protein. The record is from RefSeq and is a predicted model, not a curated record. The transcript has 3 exons. Bases 1 to 2253 code for a protein of 750 amino acids. NCBI's taxonomy places the organism in Eukaryota, Metazoa, Nematoda, Chromadorea, Rhabditida, Strongyloididae.